CGCGCGCGCGCCACCCUGGCGCGGCAGCCCGCCGCCCUCGGCGCGACCUCCGCCCCGCCCCGCGCGCGGCGGCGUCUGGGCCACGUCACGGGCGCGUGCGCUCUCCGCGCGCCGUCCGCGGCGGGGGCGGGGCGUUGCCCGUUCGGCGUCCAGGUUCCCUUGGAGACGGAGCCGGCCAGGGUGGCGGCGGCUGGGCAACGAUGACAGCGGAGCCGCUGGGGAAGCCAAGAUGCCGUCGAAGGGAAAGGACAAAAAGAAAGGCAAGAGCAGAGGCAAAGACACUAAGAAGUUAAUAAAAACAGAUGAAUCUGUGGUGGACAGAGCCAAGGCCAAUGCCUCCCUUUGGGAGGCCAGGUUGGAAGUCACAGAACUCUCUAGGAUUGAGUAUCGUGAUACUUCACGGACACUGGCAAAAAGUAAUGAGGACUUAAAGAAAAAGCAAUGUAAAAUGGAGAAAGACAUAAUGUCAGUAUUAAGUUACCUGAAGAAGCAGGAUCAGGAGAAAGAUAAUAUGAUUGAAAAACUGAAACAGCAAUUAAAUGAAACAAAGGAAAAAGCCCAAGAGGAAAAGGAUAAAUUGGAACAAAAGUAUACCAGGCAAAUCAAUGAACUAGAGGGACAGUUCCAUCAAAAAGCCAAAGAAAUUGGCAUGAUUCACACAGAGCUGAAAGCAGUAAGACAAUUCCAGAGGAGAAAAAUCCAAGUGGAGAGAGAGUUAGAUGAUCUGAAGGAGAAUUUAAGAAACACAGAGCGGAUACAUCAGGAGACUCUUAGAAGACUGGAAAGCAGAUUUUUUGAAGAAAAGCACCGACUAGAACAAGAGGCUGAAAAGAAGAUAAUAAUGCUGGCAGAGAGAGCCCACCAUGAGGCUGUUGUGCAAUUGAACGAUGCUGGAAGAAAUGUUUUUAAAGAGAAUGUUUAUCUCCAGAAAGCCCUGGCAUAUCACCUGAAGGAAGCUGGCGCUCUACAAAAAAACUCCCAGAAGUUGCAAGAGAGUCAUGCUUUACUUUUACAUCAAAAGGAGAUCAAUGAUCUGUUGAUUAAGGAAAAGAUUAUGCAACUUGUCCAGCAGAGAUCACAAAUCCAAACCCUUCAGAAGAAGGUAGUAAACUUGGAGACUGCUCUGGGUUACAUGACCAAAGAGUUUGAGAGUGAAGUUUUAAAACUGCAGCAACACGCAAUGAUAGAGAACCAAGCGGGUCAGGUAGAAAUUGACAAGCUGCAGCACCUUCUUCAGAUGAAGGACAGGGAAAUGAAUCGUGUGAAGAAGCUGGCCAAGAACAUACUGGAUGAGAGAACAGAAGUGGAAAGAUUCUUUUUAGAUGCUCUAUACCAAGUGAAGCAACAGAUCCUAAUUAGCAGGAAGCAUUAUAAGCAGAUAGCACAAGCUGCUUUCAAUUUAAAAAUGAGAGCAGCAUGUGCAAGAAGAACAGAAUAUCCCAAAAUCAGAACAUUUGAUGGCAGAGAGCACAGCACCAAUAGUGUGAAUCAGGAUCUUCUGGAGGCCGAAAAAUGGACACAUAUUGAAGGAAACGUGGAUAUUGGAGAUUUGACCUGGGAGCAGAAGGAAAAAGUCUUGCGAUUGCUCUUUGCAAAAAUGAAUGGCUGUCCUUCUAGGAAAUACAACCAGAGUUCUAAGCCUCCAGUUCCAGACUAUGUUGUUUCUGACAGUGGGGAAACAAAGGAAUUUGGGGAUGAAAGUAAGCUUCAAGAUAAAAUCUUCAUCACCCAGCAAAUUCCAAUAUCAGACUCUUCUGGUAAAGUGGUGCUACCCACUAUUCCAAAAGGACCUCAAGAGUCUGACACAGGAACCUUCUGAGAAGCACUGAUUAUGACCCCACAGAAGCUGCUGGCAGGCCCUUCCUUGCAGAAUCCUUGCUCCUGAAUAUCUUUAAGAAAAUUUCUUAAGGGAAAAGACAAAAAUUUUAACUCAAAAGUUACCUGUUUGCCAUAGAAAUUAGUGUCUCCCCUGAAGGAGGAUCGAGAGCCGGUGAAUGAGAACAUUGGCAAAGGCACUGGAAUGGGGACAUUCACUCCCACCUAAAACAGAACAAAUCCGUGUCAUACCCUAAGGACAAAGGAACUCUCCAUUUAGAAGCACAACGGCAUCAGAGACCAGUUUUAAAUACCCACCUUCCACCCUGUCCUUUACCCCAUGAACUUUCAUUCCUGAGGAAGAAAUGGGGCAAUGUGGGAGGUCAUGGGGGCAAUCUUAAACCAAUGACUCACCAUUAUUUACUUUUUCCUCUUAGGAAAUAGUAAAUGGAUAUAAGAAUCUCUUAAAAAUUCUGUUCACAAACCUGUCCGACAUCCACCAAGUGGGCGUAUUUCCGAGCAGUGGCUCCAUUGGUGGUGAAGAUGGCAGUUCCAUUUCCAUAUGGGUUGUUAUUUACAAUCUGGAUGGCUUCAUCCAAUGUUUCUGUCUCCAGAACCACAAGAACUGGACCAAAAAUCUCCUCUUUGUAACAGGUCAUAUUUGGCUGCCAGGAGUGAUGCAUCCAGAAAAGAAGUCAGCUUUUUGGAUUCUGAGUAUUUUACGCUUAUUUGAUACUUUUAUUUACUACACAUCAUUUACAUGGACAACUUUCAUAUUAGUAAUCUCUUUUCAUUUCAAAUCACUUAUUUUAAAAAAAGUCCUCUCUUAACUGUGUUCCAUCUUCCAAGUUACCAAUCAUAUAAACAACUUGGAAUUCCUAUCAACAAUAACCACACUUCCUUUAAGGGACUGUAUUUUUAGUUCAUGACCCAUCAUUAGCUUCCUUUUUAAUACCUGAACAACUUGUUUCAUCCAAUUGUUAUCAAAAAGUUACAUGAAAAUUUAUUUUUUAUAAAUCCAAUCUAUAUUAAAUAUACCAGGAUAAUUUUUCUCUUUAUACAAACCCAAUGCUGUUUUCUAUAACAUAAACAAUCCAUUCUUAUUCACUCCUUUGCCUCCCAAAAAAGUCUGUAUGUUUAUAUUUUGAUAUCAGGUCAUAGACACUCAAAACAUCCUUCAUCAUGCAAUUAAUGUUUGUUGCUGGUAAACGGAUUUUUCUGUAUGGUUCUGUGGCAAGAGAUUUCAUAAUUUCUACUGCACUUACAUUCAACACUUGAUGAUUCACUAUUAUACUAGGGCUAUCUGAAUUUCAAAAAAACGCCUCAUUACCUCAAUUUUUAAGUCAUGUUAGCUGAGAGACUUACAAAGUUUUGAUAAAUAAAAAUUGACAAGUCAAUUAUUUCUGUCACUUUCAAUAAAUAUCGGGUGCUUGAUAUAUUGAUUGAGACACUGCAGUAGCCAUAAGCUAGGCAGCAAGAGGGACACAGGAGAGAAAACAUUAACAAACCAGUAUAAGAUAAGAUAGUGUUUGGCAAACUAUAGCCUGUGGGCCAAAUGUGGCUUCCUGCCUGUUUUUGUACAGCCCCCAAGUUAAAAAUGGUUUCUGCAUUUUUAAAUGGUUGAAAAAAAUAUUUAAUCAUAUAUUAAAUGAUAUGAAAUUCAAGUAUCAGUGUCCAUAAAUAAAGUUUUAUUGGAACACAGCCACCCAAUGUUUAUGACUGAUCUCACACUACAACAUCAGAGUUUAGUUGCAACAGACACUAUAUCCCUGUAAAGCUGAAAAUAUCCCUUUAUGGAAAGUUUGCAGACUGCUGGUAUAGUGGAAAGAGUUUGGUUAGGAGUUAGAAGGGGAGGCCCAUUCAGACUCCAGAUAAAAUAACUGAUCAAUCCUGGCAAGAGAUGAAGUCUUAGUCAUUAAGUAUUUUGAUUAAUAAAUUAGAGGGAUGAGAUUCGAUAGCCUUUAAGGUACCUUCAGCUCUCAUAUUUGUGAAAUAAAAGUUGUUCACCUUGA
This is a messenger RNA of Cercocebus atys (sooty mangabey), 3827 nucleotides long. It is a transcript of the gene BBOF1, whose product is annotated as coiled-coil domain containing 176. Bases 230 to 1819 code for a protein of 529 amino acids. The record is from RefSeq and is a predicted model, not a curated record. The transcript is spliced from 12 exons. Lineage: Eukaryota; Metazoa; Chordata; Mammalia; Primates; Cercopithecidae.